GACGUCCGAAGAGGUUCUGCACAGUCGUUCGGCUGUGGCCACGAUGCGAGAGGGUGUCGUUAAGGGAGGUCACUGGACGUUCGUGCAAGCUCCCGUUCUUGGCGAUGAUGAAGGCGAAGAAGAACCCGUGGUGGAAGCUCGGGUUCAUGGCGAUGAGAAAGGCGGAAGACCCGUGGUGGAAGGCCGUGAGAUGACGGUCGGCAUCCAGAUGGAUCCACAGCGGAAAGAUGAUGAUUCUUCGCUCAUCCGUUGCGUUGAAAAACAGGGUGAUCGAGCGUCAGUCCUCAGUAUCGGUCGGGAAAUGGUAGUUCAUGAAGCCAUCGAGUUGGGUAAUGACUCGGCUGCCACCGAGCUGGUUAGCGACUCAGGCGUGGCCGAGGUGCACAACGUCGAAUCCUCCGUGGAAGGCGGUGAGGUGGCCGUUAGCGUCAAGAUGGAUCCUGAGCGGAAAUAUCAUGAUUCUCCGUCCACCCGUUGCGGUGAAGAACAGGGUGAUCGAGCAUCUGUUCUCAGUACCGGUCGGAAAAUGGUACUUCAUGAAGCUAUCGACUUGCCUAGCGACUCAGCUGCCACCGAGCUGGUUAGCGACACAGCCGUGGCCGAAGUGCAGAACGUCGAAUCCUCCAUGGACGUUGGCGCAGUGGCGCGACAGCAGGGCGAUUUCCUUCAAAGGGCGCCCGACCACGGUAAGAUUUGUGAAUAGGAGCACUCGCAUAUCUGACACUAGCCAGCUCUGUGU
This is a messenger RNA of Chara braunii, 739 nucleotides long. NCBI's taxonomy places the organism in Eukaryota, Viridiplantae, Streptophyta, Charophyceae, Charales, Characeae. The record is from the annotation of a GenBank genome assembly.